Molecule: messenger RNA, 6147 nt
Organism: Oncorhynchus kisutch (coho salmon)
Lineage: Eukaryota; Metazoa; Chordata; Actinopteri; Salmoniformes; Salmonidae
Product: ensconsin
Exons: 21
Coding region: 704-2743 (679 amino acids)
Biological process (GO): microtubule cytoskeleton organization
Cellular component (GO): microtubule cytoskeleton
Source: RefSeq, a predicted model, not a curated record
AUGCGCGCCUCUGUUGCCCCAAAAAAAUUGAGAAGGAAAACUUAAUAGAAAUGGCGGAGGGUGCAACAUCUCUGAAGGGUUUGCGAGCUCAAAUGGCUGCAGCUGCGCAGGCACAGGCAGAGGAGCGGCGCAGCCUAGCAGGGAACAGCCCAGGGCCUGCAGUAGGAGCAGCUAACACGCCAUCCCCAGCAGUAGCAGCAGCUAACACACCAUCCCCAGCAGUAGCAGCAAAGUCUCCCCGACCAGUCAUUGAUGGUGCUGCACUAAGGAUAGACGAGCGUCUUCGAGUGGCGAAAGAGAGACGAGAGGAGGCCGAUAGGCAGCAAGCUACGAAGGAAACUCAGAUCCUGGAGCGGGAGCGUAAGGCCAAGCUGCAGGUGGAGCGUCAGAUGGAGGAGCGCCAGAAGAAGCUGGACGAGCAGCGCAGGAAGGAGGAGCAGAGACGCUCAGCCGUGGAGGGGAAGAGGAAGCUAAAACAGGAGGAGGAGAAGGAGCACUAUGAGGCGGUGAUGCGGCGGACCCUGGAGCGCAGCCAGAGAGUGGAGCAGAAGCAGAAGAGGUGGUCCUGGGGGGGCUUUCAGAGUCCGACAACCGACCUGGAGACCCUGACGCAGGCGCCUCCUCUCCAGUAGCUAUAGUUAUCUCCCCCGCGUCUCCAGAAAAGCCCCCCAGGACACAAGCUGACAAGCGCUCUACCUCCACCAUGAACCUGAAACAGCUGGCCGAUUCUGGCAUCAACAAGCGCCUGUCCUCCUCCUCCGCCACCCUCAUCAAAUCACCUGACAAAAGUGCUCGUGUGAGGAGUUCGUCACUGAACCGGUUGCCUAGAAACAACAAAGUCGACCUAGACACUCAGCCCACUAAGGAAGGCAGAAAAAAGCUUCAGGUGGAACAGACAGGCCCCUCCCUGAAGAAGAGAAGCUCCUCCCUGACACGAGCUGGGGGGGGCAGAACGCCGACCCCCUCCAAGCUCGAUAAGGGGACGUCAGACGACCAAGCUCGCAAGCCCCUGGCGAGCCCCGUGGACGGAGGGUUCCUCAGUCGCCUUCUCAUCCCCACCCAGGCCUCAAUAGCUAGGAGCAAGAGCGCUGCAGCCCUGUCCGAAGGAGGCGAAGCCCCAGAGUGUCACCUGUGUCCUCGUUCAGCCUCGCCCAGCCCCCUGCACCUGAUGCAGCGAGGACCCGUGCGCAGCCGCAGCAUCGACCGGCAGAAGAGCACCACCCUGCCCACCUCGGCCUCGGCAGACCAACUGAACCCCUCACUGAAGGAGAAACGGUUCUCGUCGCCCGGAGGGAAGCGCCCUGCCUCGCCCUCCAACAUCGCGGGACGCCACCGCUCGCCCUCCCCUGCCACCCUCCCUGUCAGCAAAAGAACCCCAUCCCCCAGUGCAGCAAAGCAAAGCCCCCGUAACCGUCCCCCGUCACCCGGAGGUACCAAACAUCGCCCCCCGUCCCCUCAGCCCAGCUCGGCCAAGCCCCCAUCCCCUCAGCCCAGCUCGGCCAAGCCACCACCCAUCCAGAGACCGGCCCUCACCCCGACCGGCCCCCCCACCCUGCGGAAGAAAGACUCCAAGCCAAAGGACCUGUGUCCCAUCCAGGCUGUGGCCCCCCAGUCCCCAGAGCCCCCCCAGACCAGCUCAACACCGACUCCUGCUCCCACAUCCUCCACCAAGACCAAAGACAAGGACGAGAAGUCCAUGGCGGGCACCAACUCUGCAGCCGAGGCCGCCAUGAUCCUUGCCGAGAACCGCCGUCUGGCACGGGAGAAGAAGGAGAGAGAAGAGGCACUCCGAGUACUGAGAGAGGAGGAGGAGAAGCUGAGGAAGGAGGAGGAGAAACGCUUCGCCGAGGAGGCACGGUUGAAACGCCUGGAGGAGGAGAGGAGGCUAGCGGAGGAGAAGAAGAAAAAGGAGGAGGAGGACGCUCUCAUGGCCGAGGCAGACCGAGAGAGACUGGAGGCUGAGGAGGCCGGGAGACAGGCUGACCUACAGAAAGAGCGUGAAGAGGCGGAGGCUCAGGCUGCAAUUGAUGCAGAGAAGGUCCGCAUUGAGAGGGAGAGGGUAAUGGCCCAGAACCAUAAGGAACGCAUGGAGAGGAAGAAGAGAAUUGAGGAGAUCAUGAAGAGAACCAGAAAAGGAGACCAAGAAAAGGGAGGAGAUGAUGAUGAUGAUGAUGAUGAUGAGAAAGACAUACAGGAUGAAGAGGGAGAGGAGGAGGGCGAAGAAGAAACCAACUGUGUCGAAACCAAGGACGAUGAGUCAACCCAGCCCAGAGAUAUUGCCUUGGAGACGGACGACCUGGAGCGUGGACUGGCCCGCAGCGAACCUAUGGGAGUGCGGGAGGAGCCGUUGGGAUGCGUGAACGGGAUACCAGAGGCAGACAACAAGGAGAACAACAGAACCACCGCUGAGGGGCCUCUGGCUGUGAGGUAUGACACACACACCCACACAAGUCCAGUGCCUAAGGUUCGUUUAGUGGGGGGCUCAGAGUUCCUGAACGAGGACUCUAACAAGCUGUCCCCGGGGCUGAACGGUAAGCCUGGCUCCUGGAGCUUCGAGGAAUUCAUUGACCUGGGCGUCAACUCCAAGGGCCGUCCCCUCAUCGAUGCUGACGGCCGCAACCAGGGCCUCAUCGACUGUGACGGGGCCCCCAAUGGACCCAGGGUGGCAUUCGAGGACAAGGGAACCCCCGUGGCCACCCUCCACCCCUCCAGUCAGCCCAUUGAAGCCCUGUCAGAGAUGUGAGGCUGCAGCUCUCCCUUCAGAGGCCUGUGAAUAUUGCACUUCCAGAGUUCUUGUCCAGCUGAGCUCCAGACCCCCUUACCCCCUCCACACGUACACACCCGCCCUCAGCCAAGGAAGAGCACAGGGGUUGAGGGGGGGACAGGGACUCCCAGAACGCUAACUUUGCACCCCCACCACAUGAAAAGAAAAACUUUUUUUUUUAUAUAUAUAUCUAAAAAGAGAAACAAAGCUUCAGGGGAAAAUCUCUAUUCCUCCUUCAAUGUGCUCACUUCAAGGGCUCAUCCUCCCAUACGUAUAACAGUUGACACUUGGUUAUUUUUUAAAUGUUGUUUUGUUCAUACUGUUGUUUUUUAAGUGUUGUGCAGGGCGUGCGACGUAAUUUAUUAAUUUUGUUGUCUUCGUUAAAUGUAAUUGCUGGUUUGAGAAUAUUCCAGGAUCUAUGUACAUAACACUUUGCUAUAUGAUCGCUAUGAGUUCAUUACUUCUCGUGUCAUGAGUGAGUCAGGAAACUCUAGUACUGAUUGGUGGGCUGGGGAACCUGGGUAUUCUAGUCUCUCAGGGUCUGCCUACAUGAGCCCUAAGUAUCUCCAGUGGAUAAGGGAGUAUUUACACGUGUGUUACGACUUGCCGGUUCCCAAACCAGAAGCGGCACUAUGUAACUCUAAUCCCAUCCUACCCAAAUUGUAAUCCGACCUAGAAUUCGGGAUUUGUCCUUGCUCUCCUUUAAACUCUCCAGGUCCUAUUCUCCCAUGGUUUACCCCUAUGCCCCUCCACCUUCCCUUGCCAUCUCCCAGCAGUCCCUUACUCCUGCUCUUCUCCUUAUGGACACUAGGGGGCACUCAGGUCUAUGAAUCAAACAAAUGGUUUAUAAAAUGACUGUUGCCUACUAACCUAAGGUAGGAGGCAUAAAAUAAAUGCCUGAGUGGGGUCGGAAGAAACCGGAAGCAUACGGCUUUCAAACUUCGCCUCUUCUCAGCUUUUCCCCUGAGAACCGGAUGCUUCCGGCACUGCUGAGGGUGGUUGCCUACUAUUUCAAAUUUACAAACUGAAGGAUGUAGGAAUUUGACAAAGCUGGUGAUUUAGUAAAUAUUUGUGAACUGUUGCUGUUAACUUUCGGUUCCUGGUCUUUAGGUUUAUGUUAUGUUUUUACAUGUAUGUAGACUUAAUGUUUAACUAACUCAUAUCAAUUUUGAAUUUAAUUGCAUCCUGAGCGCUGAGGUAUAACUUGACCCUCAGCAAUGACUGCAUGAAUUUAUACAUUUACCAUAUGAAUGGCUAUAGCCCAUAGUGGAUUAACGUGUGUGUGUGUAUGUUGGUUAAUUGCAGUCAGACGAGGUCCAUGAGUUUCAUUUUAUGUCACUCUUCUCUAAGGGGUGUACUAGUCCAGAAACUAACUUGAAUGGUUGAAAGUUCUCUUACGACGCCCAAAGUUCCUUUUUCUAGGGCUAAAACACAGUUUUGACCUGGCUGUAGAUGUAUGGAGUGUCUCCUACAUUCGCUGUCUGUCUAGCUCAUUCCAUACAAAUUCCAGUGCUUCUCCACUAAGCAUCUAUGUUACUUCUCCUGGUAAAAAAAAAAAAAAAAGCGUUUGUUUCAAUUAUUUGUGUCAUAAUUUGGACGUCUGUUUAUAUACAAUAUACGAAAAUCUAUUUCCUCAUAUUUAAGUGUUAUUGUAUUAUGUAUGUAAUCAGUAUUGGGCCUGUGGGUGGGGUACUGCGAAUGGAUGUUACUUUAUUUAAAUGUUUGUUCUAUUAGACUCGUGCCCUUUGCCAGGGUAGUCAGUGCUGUUACCCUAUGCUCUGUUCUAAAUUAAGCCCUGUCUCCUGCCCUCUAGGCACUUUAGUAGAUUGGAUUGGUGUAAGCAAUAUGGUAACGAUUCCGCAAGGUGAAGCUAUUAUAUUGCUUAUACCUGUCAAAUGCUUACAAAGUGCCAUGGGAUAGGGACUAAGGGUUGGUGUGGAAUUGAGUCAGGUCCGGUUUUGGUGUUACCCAGGAGGCUACAGGAAACCCUCCUGUUCUCCAGUACUCUGAGCCUAGGGCAGGGGAUCCUCAGACUGUAGAGGGAAGAUGUCUGUGCACGUUGAUUGAGGGCAUUUUGUGAAGUUCUGACUUUCAUCCCCCAACCACCUCUGACAAUCGCCUUGGUCUCCGACAGGGGUGGACUGAGGGGUGGAAAUGUUUCAGUGCUUUAUCACAGUGUGAAAGUUUGCAGUCAUAUGGUGUCUGAAGGUUAACAUGAACUCUGACUACUGUGCCACACGCUUCUCUGUAUAGCAGCAGUGUGACGGAGUGAAUCUACCGCUAAAUGAUGGAUUUGGUCAGUCUUGUUCUUGUCUCGUUUAUGGGUUCUUUCAAAUCUGUGUGGAGAAGCUUGAAUUCCCUAUGCUUGAAUCGUCCAAACGGAGAGGUUUGGGGACCUUUGUUUUUUGCUUCAUAAUAAAUCUGUUGACUGUCACAUUUAAUUAACCAGAAGGUUUCUCUGAAAUAGCUUUAUAUUUUACAUACCUUAUGUCUGGACUUAGACCCAUGAGCUUAGCUUUGAGAAUGUAACUUUAACUAAACAAACAAGCCCGUAAUCAUUUAACAUGCUUCUCUUUCUGAGGAGAAACCUUUUUUUUUGUUUUCAUGUGCAACCAGUUUUAUUAUUCAUCACAACAUAAGACACUUUGCACUGUGGGAGGUUUUCCACUUCUUGAAAGGGUUGAAAAGCUUUCUAAAAUGAAUUACACGGGGUUGACUUGUCAUCAAGAAGUAACUUUACUGUAUAGUCCUGUUCGAGAGGUGUGUGUGUGUGGUAUUCUGGAAAGAAAGUUUUCUCUCCUCUCCGGUCUCCUCCCAUUCAGGCCUUUUAUGAACUCCCCUCCUUGACUUGACUAACCGUUUAUCUUUUCAAAGUGCAGGGGAUUGCUGUAGACUUGUUCAAUAUGAACCGCUUGUUCCUUGGUCAGGUCUACAUGUGCUUAGCUAAUGGCAGUGGCGCUGGCACAUCCAGUCACGGAUACUGUAGAUCGGACCAAUACAGGACAGUCGCUGCUUUAAUACUAGAAAUGUUCCAGGUCCUGUUAUGUUUUUUAAUUCCCAUCCCUUUCUGCAUCUGUGGGCCUGAAUACAGAGCUAACUGUUCUUAAUUGAUCUCAUGAUUCAGUAGCUAUGACGGUAGAAUAGAAUGCCUUAGAUUGAGAAUAGGCUGUAUUUUUAUUUUAUAGUAAUUAAUAACUAAUCAAAUGUGUCACGUGUCCUUACGUCGGCCAUGACAAUCAUUCUAACCGACCAGGGCUACAAUGUGAAUAUCAAUAGCUUUUUCAGACCCUAACCCAAGCCAUGUCCACAAAUUAUAUUUGUAAAUAUAUCUAAAGUGUUCUGAGAAGAUAUGAACUGUUAAAAUAAAGUUUUGCUAAAUAAAA